Messenger RNA from Aspergillus puulaauensis, 1644 nucleotides. RefSeq lists its product as uncharacterized. Lineage: Eukaryota; Fungi; Ascomycota; Eurotiomycetes; Eurotiales; Aspergillaceae. Bases 1 to 1644 code for a protein of 547 amino acids. The transcript is spliced from 3 exons. The record is from RefSeq and is a predicted model, not a curated record.
AUGAGGAUAUCAAAUUCUCCUUGCAGGGCAAUUUCCCUGGCGUUCCUGCUCUCCACCGUCCUCGCCCUAAACCCUGCAGACGGAGAUAGAACACCCAAGAUAGUAGACCUAGGAUAUGCGAGAUACCAAGGAACUGCUCUGUCCGGAGUCCACCAGUUUCUGGGAAUGCGAUAUGCCGAACCGCCCAUAGGCGACCUGAGAUGGCGGGCUCCACGAGAUCCAAGUCCCAUACCGGGCAUCCAACGGGCAGACACCCUCCCCCCUAUCUGCAUCGGCCUCGGCGAGACCACGACCGCGAACAAGACAGAAGACUGCCUGUUCGUCAACGUCUUCGCGCCGUCCAACGCGACGCCAACAUCCAACCUCCCAGUCUGGGUGUACAUCCAGGGCGGCGGAUUCGUGACGAAUGCCAACGCAAACUACAACGGAUCAGACCUCGUGGUAAAGUCUGGGUCCGGCAUCAUCUUGGUUAAUUUCAACUAUCGCGUCGGGCCUCUGGGGUUUCUCGCCGGGGCGGAAGUUCGCCGAAACGGCGACGUGAAUGUUGGCCUGCUGGAUCAGCGCAAGCUGUUACACUGGGUCCAAAAGUAUAUUCACUCAUUUGGGGGCAAUCCUGGACAUGUGGUGAUCCACGGCGCCUCUGCAGGGGGCACGUCAGUCACGCACCACCUGGCCGCCCACGACGGGCGCGACGACGGGCUAUUCGUAGGCGCAAUUGGGGAGUCGGUCGCUUGGACACGCUCCUUGACGAUCCGCGAGUCGGAUGCCAAUUUCGCACGACUCGCGGCGCGCCUCAACUGUACCGGGGUGAGCCGGAUGCGCUGCCUGCGAAGGCUUGACGCCAGCACCAUCCAGACUCUCGGAUACACACCGCACGAGGAGGCCAUGGCUCUGGAGAGCCAGCUGCUGUUCCAGCCGGUCAUUGACGAUGAUCUAUUCACGGCCCCGCUGUACCGGCUCUUCGCGCAGGGCAAGUUCCUAGCCGUGCCUCUUAUAGUAGGCUGCGACACCAACGAGGGCAGCCUGUUUGCGCCCAACGCCUCGCAGCGCAGCGAAGUGGUCAGUUUCGUGCAAGGCUGGUCCCCACAGCUGCAUGGCCCCCAAAUCCAGCAGCUGGUUGAUCUUUAUCCCCCGGCCGAGUUUGCGCCAGUGCCGGGGCGCGCGCGGUUCUUUCCGCCAGCAUCGCAGAUCUUUGCUGACGGGGUCUUUCUGUGUCCCACCGCGUGGAUCGCUAGUCGUCGUCGUAUCCAACGAGUGUGGAACUACCGUUACAACGUCCGCGAUCACGUCGCUGUCGCUGCAGGGCUGGGCGUGCCGCAUACCUUUGAGACGGAGGCGAUAUUUGGCCCCGGCCAGGCAGAGAGCAUCAGGCCGGGUUUUCUGGGUGCCGGGGCCUCGUACAGCACGUACAACGCCGCGGUGGUGCCGCUGUUACAGAAUUACCUAAUUAGCUUUGUGAAGGACCUGGAUCCCAAUUCGUUGCGUUCGUCAGGAUCUCCGUUUUGGGAGCCAUUCACGCCAGACAGCGCUGUCCGCUUGAAGAUCCAGACAAACCGCACCGCCAUGGAAGCCCUGCCUCUCGAUCUACAGGGGAGGUGCGAUGUUUGGUAUAGUUUUGAAGGCAUCAUGCAGGAGGAAAAGUAG